AUGGCCCGCGGCGCUACUGCCACCUCCUCCAACAGAGACGAUCAAGACACCUCGCAGGCCCAGGAUGUCAAAGCCAGUAAGCGGCGUUGUGUACAGUCGGCCUGCGUGCCCUGCCGAAAACGCAAGUCCAAAUGUGACGGCAGCACACCCGUAUGCGCAACUUGCAUUGCCGUCUACAAGACUGAGUGCUACUACGAUGCUGAGAGCGAGAGUCGCCGUACCAAAGCAGCCCCGGCGACUAUCAACAACACAGGCACCAAACGCGAUGCUUCCCUCGUCGCCGCCUCCAGCUCCGAGAAUGCGUCCAACGCCGAGUUCAUCAUCAAUUCGCUGAGACGCAUACCUGAAGAACACGUCCAGGAAUUCAUCAACCAUAUUCGAAGAGAUCCCAACCUCGACCUCGCUUCUUUGGCCGACCAAUGGCGCAAAAACGUGACGCUGACACAGAGUGAGCCCGUCGAUGUCCAAAGCCUCGAAUCCGACCUGAGUGUGCUGCUUGGGAAGCCAACUGUAACGUCCAAUGGCCAGAGUAGGCACUUUGGUCAUUCUGCUAGCCUGGGCCUGGUCCCCGAGGAUGAGAACUUCGACGGUGGUCGGUUGCGUACCAACAGUGUGAAGCCAGAGCGUCAAGGUUCAACGUGGACCAACGUGACCGAUGACCUGGCUUUCGUCGAGAAGCUACUGGACCUCUACUUCACCUGGAGCCACCCCUUCUACGUUCUCUUCAGUCGUGAAUGCUUUUACAAAGACUUUAGGGCAGGGCGCGACAAGUACUGCUGCUCCCUACUAGUCAAUGCUAUGUGCGCAUACGCAUGUCACCUCACAGACGAUCCUGCGGGCCGCACCGACCCCGAUAACUUCCGCACGGCUGGCGACCACUUCUUCGCUGAGGCCAGGCGACUGCUGUUCGAAGACGAAACCCCUAGCCUUACAACGGUUCAGGCACUCUGUAUCAUGUCGAUGCGCGAGCCGAGUACAGGGAGAGAAAGCUCUGGCUUUUCCUACAUGGGAAGAUGUCUUCGCAUGUGUGUUGAGCUUGGUCUGCAUUUGAACUAUGGCGCCAACGCUACCCUUGGCUUGACACCGAGCGAAGUUGAAGUGAGAAAAGUUACGUUCUGGGGCUGCUUCACUGUAGAUACGGUCUGGACAAUCGUUACUGGCCGCAUAUCUCAGCUUCCUCGAGCCGCUAUAACUCUCGACAAGCCCAUCCUAGAAGAGACCUCUAACCUCCCUGAGGCUUUUCCUGCACCUUUACAGGUCGCAGUGAACGGUGUUGUAACCACACGCAUGUUUCUCCAGGAAUUCGCCUCGCUCUCGGAGCUCGUCAAUGACAACAACCACAUGUUCUUUGCACCAAAGGAACGGCUUACAAGUAGUAAAUUACUCGACUGCUACCACAAAUACCAGGCCUGGUACAGAAGACUACCACCUUCGUUAGGUAUAGAGGGCAAGAAGGAACCUGAGCCCCACAUUCUGGUACUACACAUGCUGUACUGGACCAUCAUCGUCCAUCUCUUUCGCCCGCUGCUGAAAGUCGACCUUGUUCACUCCGAUAUACGCCCUCGCAAUAUCUGCGUCGACGCAGCCAAUAAAGUGUCUGAACUAGUCAGGAUCUACCGACAAUUCUACGACUUCCGUCAGGCUCACCUGCUCAUACCGCACAUACUGCUCACCAUCUGCGUUGUGCAUCUGCUCUAUUCGAAAGAAAACAAUAUUUCUCGAAAAAACCUUGUUGAGGGCUUGCAAGGUUUGGACGAUCUUCACGAAUGUCAUUACUUUGGGGCGAGGAGCUUCCGGAUCAUUUACACCUUGGCGAAAACGUGGAAGUUGCCUUUUCCAGAGGAGCUUAGCAACUCUGCUUUAAUACCGACAAGUGACCCCAACAAACCCAAAGGCCAAAUCAGUCCUCCGGCCGACCCUCUUUUGAUACCGCCUAACACAACGACGAUCACCGGUAAUAGGAUAGGACCUGGUCGCCUUCACCCGCCCAUUGCUCAAAGGAGGGAGAGCUUGUCGAUGUUUGCCCCCCAACCACGAUUGCAGCUGGCUACACACCCCGCCAAUUCGAGACCAAGUAGUGUGGUAUCCAGCCAACACCAUCCAUCGCCUGUCGUUGGACAUACACCUAUACAAAGCAGCUACAAUACAGGGAUGCCUAUGUCGACAUAUCAAUACUCGCAGCCAAUGCCCUCCGCAUCUAACAUGUCUACUACAAUGACCUCGACCGCCACGGAACCCGCAGAAUCCAUGUUUUGGAAUCCAAUUCCUGGCGUGCCAGGACCGAUCCUCCCGCGCCACACCUACCAACAAAUAAGCCCCAUGGGCCUUGAGAGCGUACUCCACAAUACGGAUACAAGUGAUCGCCUUGGCCGCGACGGUUUCAAAAUCAGCGAGGAUUGGCGAUCAAGUCAUAUCAACGGCUUCGCUACCGGUGUUGGAGGUGGUGUGUAUGGUCACCCACAUGGCCAGGUAGAUGCUGGGUAUGCACAUCGAGGGAGCUUCGCGCAGCAAACGAAUGACGUAAUUUAUCAACAAGGUGCGCAUGACGGGCACCACCACACGCAAGAAGAGUAUGAUCCAGGAUGGUGGCAGACUGCGAAUGGAAACCAGGGACCGAUGAGCUGA
Messenger RNA from Alternaria atra, 2625 nucleotides. RefSeq lists its product as uncharacterized. Bases 1 to 2625 code for a protein of 874 amino acids. The transcript is spliced from 4 exons. Gene Ontology annotation, biological process: regulation of DNA-templated transcription; DNA-templated transcription. Gene Ontology annotation, molecular function: DNA binding; DNA-binding transcription factor activity, RNA polymerase II-specific; zinc ion binding. Lineage: Eukaryota; Fungi; Ascomycota; Dothideomycetes; Pleosporales; Pleosporaceae. The record is from RefSeq and is a predicted model, not a curated record.